This is a messenger RNA of Drosophila mauritiana, 1959 nucleotides long. RefSeq names its product DNA-binding protein modulo. Gene Ontology annotation, cellular component: ribonucleoprotein complex. The record is from RefSeq and is a predicted model, not a curated record. The transcript is spliced from 4 exons. Bases 113 to 1735 code for a protein of 540 amino acids. NCBI's taxonomy places the organism in Eukaryota, Metazoa, Arthropoda, Insecta, Diptera, Drosophilidae. Gene Ontology annotation, molecular function: RNA binding.
ACACUGUUCUGUUCCUCUUUUCCACGUGCAUUUCAUUGAACGAAACCACGCGUUGUUCGCUCUGAACUUGAAUUUGCUAAGUUUGCCCAGGAAACCUCUAAGAACUGUUAAAAUGGCCCAAAAGAAAGCCGUAACCAUCAAGGGAAAAAAAGCUAUAAAUGGAGAGGAGAAGCCUUUGGCCAAACGGGUAACCAAGUCCAGAAAGGUACAGGAAGAGGAGACAGUAGUCGCCCAAUCGCCUUCCAAAAAAUCCAAAAAACAGCCUGUUAAAGAAGUGCCGCAGUCCAGUGAAGAGGACGAGUCUGAUGUCGAGGAGCAGAAUGACGAGCAGGCGGAGGAUGACAGCGACUUUGAGACCGAAGAGGCAGCGGACCUAAUUGACGACGAGGCCGAGGAAGAUGAAGAGUACAAUAGUGACGAUGAGGAUGAUGAUGACGAUGAGUUGGAGCCUGGUGAGGUUUCCAAAAGCGAAGGCGCGGAUGAGGUAGAUGAAUCUGACGGUGAUGAUGAAGCGCCUGUAGAAAAACCAGUUUCCAAGAAAUCAGAAAAAGCCAACUCUGAAAAGUCUGAAGAAAAUAUAGGAAUUCCAAAAAUAAAGGUUGGCAAGAUUCCACUGGGAACGCCACAGAACCAGAUUGUUUUUGUCACAAACCUACCAAACGAGUAUCUCCACAAGGAAUUGGUCGCAUUGUUCGCCAAGUUCGGACGACUUUCCGCUUUGCAGCGUUUCACUAAUAUGAAUGGCAAUAAUUCAGUUCUCAUUGCCUUUGAUACGUCAGCUGGAGCACAAGCUGUUCUGCAGGCUAAGCCUAAAGCGUUAACCCUUGGAGACAAUGUUUUGUCGGUGUCCGAACCGAGAAAUAAGGAAGAGAACAACGAACGCACGGUGGUGGUCGGCCUGAUUGGACCUAAUAUAACCAAGGACGACUUAAAAACCGUUUUUGAGAAGGUAGCUCCCGUGGAGGCGGUGACUAUAUCCAGUAACCGCCUCAUGCCCAAAGCUUUUGUACGUUUGGCGUCGGUCGAUGACAUACCGAAGGCCCUUAAACUGCAUAGCACUGAGCUGUUUUCUCGCUUUAUAACGGUUCGUCGUCUCUCGCAAUCGAUUUCACGUACCAGUGAGCUUACCUUGGUUGUCGAAAAUGUGGGCAAACACGAAUCUUACAGCUCUGACACUCUAGAAAAGAUAUUCAAGAAAUUUGGUGAUGUUGAAGAAAUUGACGUCGUGUGCAGCAAGGCAGUUCUAGCUUUUGUGACGUUCAAGCAGUCGGAUGCGGCCGCGAAGGCUCUAGCCCAACUCGACGGAAAGACUGUUAAUAAGGUUGAGUGGAAGCUUCACCGAUUUGAACGCUGCACCUCGGGAAGGUCCAUUCUUGUGACGAACUUAACUUCAGAUGCUACUGAAGCUGACCUACGGAAAAUAUUUAACGAGAGCGGCGAAAUCGAAAGCAUCAUAAUGUUUGGCCAAAAAGCUGUUGUAAAGUUCAAGGACGAUGAAGGUUUCUGCAAAUCUUUCUUGGCUAAUGAAAGCAUUGUAAACAACGCGCCCAUAUUUAUUGAGCCAAACUCUCAGCUGAAGCAUAGAUUGUUAAAGAAACGCUUGGCUAUUAGUAAGGCGCACGCCCCGCGGAAGUUCCAAAAAGAUACUAAGCCUAACUUUGGCAAAAAACCAUUUAACAAGCGCCCGGCACAAGAGAAUGGUGGUAAAUCGUUUGUGAAAAGGGCAAGAUUUUAGAACUUGAACCUUACAAGAAUUAGCUUUAAGUUGCGUAGUACCAUAAAUACGGCCACAGCCCCAAUAAUUCCAUACAACUUGAUGUUAUGGAUUUAGUUGAUAAGAGAUACUCCAUUAAAUUUGUACCGGAGAAAUGCUAGCCGUAUUUAAGCAGAUGUCGAUUUUUAUAAGCAUCGGACAUGGAACUAAAUAAAAUAAAUAAAAACCCCGAUAAGAAGUUUGUA